AUGGCACUGAAAGGAUGUUACUCGUGCAUCAAGUACCUCUUGUUUGCCUUCAACUUCAUAUUUUGGUUAAUAGGAAUUGCACUGCUCUCCGUUGGAAUCUGGAUAAAGGUGAACUCGAAGUCACUGGACGAUGCAGUCAGAGAACUGAAGAGUAGCAAUGAUUACAUCUACAUCAUCCUCAUCGUCAUCAGCAUCCUCAUAAUCACCAUUGGGUUCCUUGGGUGUUGUGGUGCUUGCAGGGAGAGUCAGUGUCUUCUUGGGCUGUUCUUCAUCUGCCUGCUAAUCAUAUUCUCGGUCAUCAUCGGCGUUGGUGUUUUCGCGUUUACCUCCGAAGGAAAAGUGGGUUAA
Messenger RNA from Helobdella robusta, 348 nucleotides. RefSeq lists its product as hypothetical. The record is from RefSeq and is a predicted model, not a curated record. Bases 1 to 348 code for a protein of 115 amino acids. Gene Ontology annotation, cellular component: membrane. The transcript has 4 exons. NCBI's taxonomy places the organism in Eukaryota, Metazoa, Annelida, Clitellata, Rhynchobdellida, Glossiphoniidae.